AUGCCGGCUGGCAACGGGCCAGUGACUGAGUACCCAGAGGACGAAAGCGGUGGAGGCUCUGGCAAUGACACCAACACAUUCUCCAAACGUGCCGAGGACUUCUACCUGAGAAUCCUUCCCCUUGGCGCCUCAAUCACGCAGGGCCUUUCCUCUAGCGAUGGAAAUGGUUAUCGAAAACCCCUCCGAGACUAUCUGCGUUACGAGGGAUGGAAAGUGAACAUGGUUGGCACAAAGCAGGAUGGAAAUAUGGCUGAUAAUGACAACGAGGGACAUCCCGGCGCUUGGGUGCAUCAGGUCCGCGAGAAGCUCCCCAACGUGGCGAAUUUGAAGCCUAAUCUUGUCUUGAUCAACGCCGGAACAAACGAUUGCCAAAAUCUCCAGGAUCCCAAGAGAACGGCUACCAAUAUGGCGGGGAUGAUCGAUGAGAUCUAUCAGAGGUGGCCAGACACAACCGUCAUCCUCUCUACUCUGGUCAGGAGUGGCAGCACCAAUGCAAGUAUUGUGUCUUGCACUGCGGCCGUGAGCCAGGAGUAUCGGCAACUUGUGUACAACAAGUACCGCGGCUAUCGUAUCACACUAGCCAACAUCCACGACGCCAUUCAACUGAACCAGAUCGCAGACGGCAUUCACCCUAACGAUGACGGCUACAGGCUCUUUGCGGCCGUCUGGGCAGCCGCCAUAGAUCGAGUGGCGAGAAAGAUCAAGCCACCCGUGAACGACGGCACCGUCGACGAUACGCAGACUGGAGGAUCCAAUGGGAAUACCUGCAAAAAGGUUGCCGGAAAUGCCAAGGGGCCCUUCAAGACGCAGCAAGGAAGCGGUGAAGAUGACGGCAACUAUGUCCACAAUCGUGUCGAGAGAGGCAGCAUUGCCACCAUCAGCAAGGACAUCCUUCCCCAAGGCGCUGCAGGAACUGUCCCUGAUUAUGUUUACUUUGCGAAUAUUGUCAAGGGCGAUCCCAACGCGCCCCGCGACGCCUCCCUCGAUGAUAUUAUCAUCGCUAAGCCCGACCCGGACGGGACAAUAAACUGGGUUUUCCGUCAGAACCUUGGGAGUGGCGGCUCUUUUUCCACAGACAAGGAUCUCGACGUGGAUUCGAAUUGUGGCUCUGAGAACAGUGAUGGCUUGGACGACUUCUUCUGCAUCACGCCCAAUGCUGGCGUAUGGGCUUCAUUGAAUCAAGGCGGCAAUCCACCAAACUUCAAAAAUAUUGGCCAGAUUGUCGGCGAAAGCGAUCGGACAGGUCAAGAAGUCCGCAUGGCUGAUAUCGAUGGGGAUGGAAGGGUCGACUUAUGUUUCGUCGCCGAUGGCCAGCCUGUGAGAUGCUCACGCAAUGGUGGACGAGGUGAUGAGCAUUUCUGGCAGGGGUUCCAGACUGAAGGUGGCAUUAGGGAGCAGGUCUUUGCCAGAACCGGCAACACAAUGCGGGUUUGGUUGGGUGAUCUCAACGGGGAUUAUCGAGCCGACUAUAUGUAUAUAGGGGACAACGGAAAUGUGGAUACGUUCAUCAAUCAACGAGGGCACGGCAAGGGAAUUGUACCUGAAUGGCGGAGCGCAGGCCUCACACACCCCGGCCAGGCCGACACUGGCAUCACUGGAAAUAUCAAGUUCGGCCGUAUCUACGGAUCUAACCGGCUUGACUACAUCUACCUCAGGGAAGCCGACGACCAUUACGAAGUCCGUGUCUGGGAGAACACAGGACGGGGCGGUACGAAGCGUAAAGCAGAUGGUAACUUCUACUGCGACAUGACUGGCAGCGGCUCAGACGACUACGUCUGGAUCUACUACGAUGGCAAGCUGGACCAGGUCAACCUGAACAUCCACUCACCCCCGAAUUGGGGCCACAACCUCAACAUCUCUCUCAGCGUGCCUGGGCCUCGGACGGGCAUCCACCUGGCCGACUGGGACGGAGACGGGAAAUGCGAUGUACUGGUUCAAAACAAGGCUUCGGGGGCUUUGACCCUAUAUCGGAAUGACUGGCAAUCUGGGAGAGACACCAUCACAUUUACCAAUCGAGGCGUGGUUGCCGAGACGGGGUGUAACCAAGGCUGGGGAGUCGGCAUCUUUGACCGCGGCAUGCGCAUCGCAGACAUUGAUGGCGAUGGACGAGCCGAUCCCAUCUGCAUCGAGACGAGUGGGCGAAUGACUGCGUGGCUUAAUAGAGCAUCCGGCCUAUUCAACGCCGGCCAGAUCAAGUUCGCCGAAGGUUGGGAUCGUGCCAACCUGCGGUUUGCAGACGUGGAGAACUCAGGUAGAGCAGACAUUAUCUGGAUGAACAAGUACACCGGCGCCGGCAGGGUGUUCACCAACAACGGCUUCAAGGGUCCCGGUGGGGGCGGUGGCGGCUCCUCCUUCAGCUGGACAGACCGAGGCGUUCUCUACAGUGGCGUGGACCGGGGAGAAUGUCUGUACUUUGCGAACAUAGGGGGCUUGGGCCGAGCAGACCUUCAUCAGAUCCUAGAUCCCGGAACGAACACGGCGCAAACACACAUGAACACAUGCGAGGGUGGAGGAGGGGGCGAUGAUGGCGCUGUCAGUAAGUCUCCCGUCAUUCCCACGAAACGUGGCCGGUGCCGAUGUGCCUCCAAAUGGAUCAUACCAGAGUAA
Canariomyces notabilis is the source of this 2607-nucleotide messenger RNA. RefSeq names its product carbohydrate esterase family 3 protein. The record is from RefSeq and is a predicted model, not a curated record. Lineage: Eukaryota; Fungi; Ascomycota; Sordariomycetes; Sordariales; Chaetomiaceae. The coding region runs from base 1 to 2607 and encodes 868 amino acids. Gene Ontology annotation, molecular function: phosphatidylcholine lysophospholipase A1 activity. The transcript is spliced from 10 exons.